Molecule: messenger RNA, 2146 nt
Organism: Papilio polytes (common Mormon)
Lineage: Eukaryota; Metazoa; Arthropoda; Insecta; Lepidoptera; Papilionidae
Product: succinate dehydrogenase [ubiquinone] flavoprotein subunit, mitochondrial-like
Exons: 13
Coding region: 105-2021 (638 amino acids)
Biological process (GO): tricarboxylic acid cycle; mitochondrial electron transport, succinate to ubiquinone
Molecular function (GO): succinate dehydrogenase (quinone) activity; electron transfer activity; flavin adenine dinucleotide binding
Source: RefSeq, a predicted model, not a curated record
AUUUGACAUUAGAAAAAAGGACACUAAAAUCGAAGUGUUCCUAUUUUCAUAAACCAAUAAUUUUAAGUUAGUUUUACACGAAUUAUUGAUUAACAGUUUGCGGAAUGUUUUUUGCGACAAAGAAAUCUAUCGACGUCCUUGUUCGUUCUAUCAAUGUUAAGAAUGCGGUUUACAAAGUGCAAAGUCGGAACAAGGCGUACGAGAUACAGCAUCAUCAGCACGACUGCCUGGUGAUCGGCGCCGGCGGAGCUGGGCUACGUGCAUCGUUCGGCCUCGCGCAGCAGAACUUCUCUGUAGCCCUGGUCUCCAAGCUCUUUCCCACCAGAUCGCACACCAUCGCUGCCCAAGGUGGCAUGAACGCUGCCAUUGGCAGUAUGCACGAAGACGAUUGGAGAUGGCACUUCUACGACACGGUUAAGGGCUCAGAUUGGCUCGGUGAUCAGGAUUCAAUCCAUUAUCUUACACGUGAAGCGCCCAACCGGGUGUUUGAAUUGGAAAACAUGGGUAUGCCUUUCUCUCGAACUAAGGAAGGUAAAAUUUAUCAGCGAGCUUUUGGUGGUGGAACUGUAAAGAAUGGAAAAGAGACAGCAAAGAGAACAUGUGCAGUGGCAGAUAGAACUGGUCACUCGCUGCUUCACACAGUGUAUGGAUACUGCACCAAGUUUGAUCACGUCGAUUUCUUUCACGAGUACUUUGUGCUUGACAUUAUCUGUCAGGACGGCGCCGUGGUCGGUGCACUCGCUAUGAACAUGGACGAUAGUACAUUGCACAGAUUUCAGGCAAAGAACACGGUGAUUACAACUGGAGGGUACCCACGAAUGUAUUUCUCGUGCACGGCCGCGCACACCUGCACCGGCGAUGGCUGCGCGAUGGCCUCUAGAGCUGGGAUACCGCUUCAGGACAUGGAGUUUAUACAGUUCCAUCCGACCGGUAUGUACGGUUCCGGAUGCCUGAUGACUGAGGGUUGUCGUGGAGAAGGUGGCUACAUAGUGAACAACAAGGGAGAGCGGUUCAUGGAGAAGUACGCGCCGAAAGCCAAGGAUCUCGCUAGUAGAGAUGUCGUCUCCAGAUCAAUGGCCACAGAGAUUAGGAAUGGUCGGGGUUGCGGACCUAAGAAAGACCAUCUACAUCUUCAACUACACCACUUGCCACCUGAAGUAAUAAGAGAUCGGUUGCCCGGUAUCUCGGAGACAGCCUACAUAUUCACCGGAGCGGAUGUGUACACGCAACCUGUACCUAUUCUUCCGACUGUCCAUUACACUAUGGGAGGAAUACCUAUUAACUACAAAGGGGAGGCUCUUAUAUAUCAAGGCGCAGAUUGCAUUAUUCCCGGUCUUCACGCUGCGGGUGAGGCGGUCAGCAAUUGUCAUGGAGCCAACCGCCUCGGAGCAAACUCCAUCCUUGAUGUCGUUGUUUUCGGUGCUGCUAUUGGUCAUAAUAUUGGUAGCAAGUUUAAGCCAGGAGAAAGUCAACCGCAACUGAAAGAUAAUAUCUGCGAUUCAACACUAGACAACCUUGACAAGGUUAGAAACGCAAAGGGAUGUGUGGCGCCGCACGAAUUGCGCGCCUCAAUGCGAAACACCAUGCAACAUAAGUGCGGCGUCUUCAGAGAGGCCAAGUUGCUGAAAGAAGGAAACACUGAAAUACAAAAGUGGUUCAGAGCUUUUGAACAAAUUCAUGUGACAGAACAGCGAGUAAACUGGAACACAGAUCUGAUAGAGACUCUAGAGCUUCAGAACAUGCUGCAGGCGGCUAUCCAGGUCGUUGCCUGCGCACUGAACAGAACAGAGAGUCGCGGUGCCCAUUUCAGGGAUGAUUUCCCUAAACGUAUGGACGAGAUGGAUUACAGCAAGCCAACCAAAGGACAGACAGUGAAACCAAUUGAACAGCAUUGGAGGAAGCAUAGCCUCUCUAUUCCAGACCUGGCCACUGGUAAAGUACACAUCUCGUAUCGUCCAGUCAUCGACAAGACUUUAGAUGAUGAAGUCAAAUUCAUUCCACCGGUGCCAAGAGUUUAUUAAUCAUUAUUAUUGUUGUGAUCGAUUUGUUUUGACCUUUAACUUGCACUCUCUUAAGUUAAAGCGUACCAUUGAUUUUGUGAAUGUAGACGAUUUGUAAAUAAAAUAUUGAAUAUCUCAUAUCUUUA